This is a messenger RNA of Phyllostomus discolor (pale spear-nosed bat), 3406 nucleotides long. It is a transcript of the gene GATA4, whose product is annotated as GATA binding protein 4. Lineage: Eukaryota; Metazoa; Chordata; Mammalia; Chiroptera; Phyllostomidae. Gene Ontology annotation, biological process: cell fate commitment; positive regulation of transcription by RNA polymerase II; negative regulation of transcription by RNA polymerase II. The transcript is spliced from 6 exons. Gene Ontology annotation, molecular function: DNA-binding transcription factor activity, RNA polymerase II-specific; RNA polymerase II cis-regulatory region sequence-specific DNA binding; zinc ion binding. The record is from RefSeq and is a predicted model, not a curated record. Bases 420 to 1742 code for a protein of 440 amino acids. Gene Ontology annotation, cellular component: nucleus.
CUACCGCGCCCGGCGCCCGAGGCCCCGGUGCCUUGAAGACUACGCAGUGACGGCUCCUGGCGUGACCCGAAGGUCCGGUUCCCGCACCUGCGCCCAUGCUCCACCCCACAUCUUCAGUCACCCCUAGGCGCUCGGGAACUCCAGGCCUUGGAUUGGAUCCGCCUCUCCACCAUUUCCAGGAACAACCAAAAAUUUAAUUUGGGAUUUCCCCCGAGUAAAACAAGUGUUUUGCUCAAUGACGGAUUGAAUGCGUAUAUAUCUUUGAAGAAUUUUUAAAAAACAUUUGAUUUUUGAUCUUCAUUUUUGUGACAGUCCCUCGCCUGAACAUUAUUGUUUGUUUUUGUGAUAAUUUUUCGCUCCGUGCAUUGCUCCUUGACCCGCAAGGGAGAGGACUCAGAGGCUGAGAACUCGCAGGGGCAAUGUACCAGAGCCUGGCCAUGGCCGCCAACCACGGCCCCCCUCCGGGGGCCUACGAGACCGGCGGCCCGGGCGCCUUCAUGCACAGCGCGGGCGCUGCAUCCUCGCCCGUCUACGUGCCCACGCCGCGGGUGCCUUCCUCCGUGCUGGGCCUGUCUUACCUCCAAGGCGGGGGCGGAGGCGCUGCCUCUGGGGCCACCUCAGGCAGUAGCUCCGGUGCGGCGCCGUCCAGUGCUGGGCCUGGGACCCAGCAGAGUAGCCCGGGAUGGAGCCAGGAAGCAGCUGCCUACACCCCGCCGCCCGUGUCGCCGCGCUUCUCCUUCCCGGGCACCACCGGGUCCCUGGCAGCUGCUGCCGCUGCCGCUGCGGCCCGGGAAGCCGCGGCCUACAGCAGCGGCGGCGGGGCGGCGGGCGCCGGCCUGACCAGCCGCGAGCAGUACGGGCGUGCCGGCUUCGCCAGCUCCUACACCAGCCCGUACCCAGCCUACAUGGCCGACGUGGGUGCGUCCUGGGCCGCGGCCGCUGCAGCCUCUGCCGGGCCCUUCGACAGUCCGGUCCUGCACAGCCUGCCUGGCCGCGCCAACCCCACCGCGCGACACCCCAAUCUCGUAGAUAUGUUCGACGACUUCUCGGAAGGCAGAGAGUGUGUCAACUGUGGGGCCAUGUCCACCCCGCUCUGGAGGCGGGACGGGACAGGACACUACCUGUGCAACGCCUGUGGCCUUUACCACAAGAUGAACGGCAUCAACCGGCCACUCAUCAAGCCCCAGCGCCGGCUGUCUGCUUCCCGCCGGGUGGGCCUGUCCUGCGCCAACUGCCAGACCACCACCACCACGCUGUGGCGCCGCAACGCGGAGGGUGAGCCUGUGUGCAACGCCUGCGGCUUGUACAUGAAGCUCCACGGGGUUCCCAGGCCUCUUGCAAUGCGGAAAGAGGGGAUUCAGACCAGAAAACGGAAGCCCAAGAACCUUAAUAAAUCUAAGACACCAGCAGGUCCCUCCAGCAGCGAGAGCCUCCCUCCCACCAGCAGCGUUUCCAGCAACUCCAGCACCGCGACCACCAGCAGCAGUGAGGAGAUGCGCCCCAUCAAGACAGAGCCCGGGCUGGCGUCCCACUACGGCCCCAGCAGCUCCAUGUCCCAGACAUUCUCAGUCAGCGCGAUGUCUGGCCACGGGCCCUCCAUCCACCCGGUGCUCUCGGCCCUGAAGCUCUCCCCACAAGGCUACGCGUCUUCUGUCAGCCAGUCACCGCAGGCCAGCUCCAAGCAGGACCCUUGGAACAGCCUGGCCUUGGCUGACAGUCACGGGGACAUAAUCACUGCAUAAUGUCGCCUCCCUCCCUCCUCAGAUUCCUGCAGACUUGGGACUGGGAGAAUGGCAGAGACGGGGCUCUGGGCUCCCAGCGGCCGGCCUGCUCUGCCCGGGAAUGACUCCAGAAGAACAACUGGGAAGACACUUGAAGUCGAUGAUUUGGUUAGGGGAAACGGAUGCUGGGUUUUUACCAGAUGCCUUUUCAAGACUGGGGGCUGGGAAGGGCCCAGACCCUGGUCUGGACACACCUGCCCUUCAUUCGGAGCACACUUCAGUCCCUUCCGUGGAGGCAGAGGUGUCCUCCUCAUUUUCUGCCCCACUUCACCUCUGACAAGAGAUGAGAUGGCCUUCUUUACCCUUCCAUCACUGACCGGUGAUGGUGGUUGUCCCCUGGUGUCCCAGCACCGGGGAUCUGAGGGUGGGCAGAGGGGCAGGGUGCUGGGACCUCUGCUCCAGCCUGGGCCAGGGCGUCUGACGUGCCUUUGGAGGUGACGGGCUCCUCCCGGCAGCUGCUGCCCUUGCCCAACACUCCCCUCCAGACUCAGCACACCCCUGCCUUCCUCAGUACUGAAUCUUGACUCCAGAGGCGCCGGGGGCAGCACCCGUGUCGCCGGGUGCUCCACAGGGAGAUGGAGGAGAAGCUGCUUCACCCACCACGCAGUACGGCUUCGGCGAAAUCGCAACUCGGCAGCUCGGCCUCCCCCACAUUUCUUUCCCCGGCUCACGGCCUCAUUCCUUCCCUCCUUUUCUUCACCCCAAGGCCCCUGAAAACAAAACUUCCUCCCACUGCUCCAAGUGAUUCUUCUCUGCCUUCAACUUGAACAUGUUUCUCCCUCAGCAAAGCAAGAGCGUGGCAGUUUAGUCAAACAGCAGCACCCUCUCCCCAGCCUGCCUCCCCCCAAAAAAUCCUUCCUCCACCCCUUCACACACAGGGGGUUCUGAGUGAGAACAAAAAAGGUUCUGCUGCUAAAGCAAGUGUGACUAACACGCAUCUGAGCCUUGAGAUCCUUCUGGAGAGGCGCCUGGUGGACGCUCUCUGGCGGUGGGGGCGGGGUUUCCCAUGGGCUCUGACUGGCCUGCAUGGAGAUCUCGCUGGCGCCCCUUGUGUUCUGGGGAGCUGCAGCUCCGGGCCAGGCAGCAGGCCGAGUCCAUGCAAGGGGCUCAGACGCCCGUGUCCUUUCUCCAGCACAAAUCCCUUGUCCAGGAGGUGGAAAGCUAGGGAUUUUGCAACAAAAACUCAAAGCAAACCCACACAACAAAACUCAUGGCAAGAAAGGCUGCGACAGAGAGGAGAAGUCACCGAGGUGGGCCUCGAGGACUCUCCAGCGCUGGCCUGGAAUCGGCCUUUCUCUGGUCUCCCCACGUGGCUGUUCCCCCACGUGGUCGGGACACUGGGGCUUGUGGCUCCUCCUCCUGUGUCCCCCUCAUCCACAGGGCUGCUGCGACGAUGGCCUCGCUACGUCCUGCCCCGAGACGCCCAGCUCCCCACCCAGAAGUCCUACAGGCUGUAGCAGAGAAUAUCUCUAAACCGAGAUUCUGUUUUAAUGAUCAUUUACAUGGCUUUCCCUCGUGAAGGCCGCCCUCCUGUACCUUCCCUAACCCACAAACCUGUUAACAUUGUCUUAAGGUGAAAUGGCUGUAAAAUCAGUAUUUAACUAAUAAAUUUAUCUGUACUCCUC